Molecule: messenger RNA, 3692 nt
Organism: Pecten maximus
Lineage: Eukaryota; Metazoa; Mollusca; Bivalvia; Pectinida; Pectinidae
Product: thimet oligopeptidase-like
Exons: 17
Coding region: 19-2151 (710 amino acids)
Biological process (GO): peptide metabolic process; proteolysis
Cellular component (GO): mitochondrial intermembrane space
Molecular function (GO): metalloendopeptidase activity
Source: RefSeq, a predicted model, not a curated record
UGACAUUGACGCAUCCUUAUGACAGUCUUUUGCUUGUCACGGUGCGUGCUCAGGAAAACAACGCCGGGAAGACAUAUUUUGUUUCUGACGCACUGUUAUAGACCUAAAACAUAUUCAUUCAUUCCAAAGAAAGACUUUUCCUUCAGCAUGGCGGCUUAUGCAGGACAUAAAUUGGCAUGGGACCUUACCACAGAAAGCAUUGAAAAACAAGCCGCGAUUCUUAUUGAGAAAUCGAAAUCGGUUUACGAUGCUGUUGGUUCGUUGAAUAAGGACAACGUUACGUAUGACAAUGUUGUGAAGGUUUUAGCAGACAAUGAUUGUGAGUAUGCUGUUCUAAGGAACAAUCUGGACUUCAUGCAACAUGUGUCUCCCAACAAGGAACUCAGGGAUGCUAGUGUAGCAGCUGACAAAAAGCUUUCAGACUUUGAUGUUGAGAUGAGCAUGAGGAAGGAUGUCUUUGAUUCGGUUGUUGACUUCCAAGAAAAGAUGUCCGAUGGCAUGACCCCAGAGGCUACAAGAUUUGUUGAGAGGAUGAUUAAAUACGGGAAGAGGAAUGGACUUCACUUACCAAAGGAAACACAAGAUAGGAUAAAGAGCAUCAAAAAGAGAAUGAGUGAACUUUCUAUAGACUUCAGUAAGAAUUGCAAUGAAGAAAACACUGUUUUGGAGUUCACUGAAGAAGAUUUAGCUGGUUUAACAGAAGACUUUGUGAAGAGUUUAGAUAAGACUGAUGAUGGAAAGCUGAAAGUAACAUUAAAAUACCCUCAUUACUUCCCCUGUAUGAAAAAAGCAAGGAACCCUGCUACCAGAGAAAGGAUGGAAACAGCUUUUAACUCCAGAUGUAAAAAAGAAAACACAUCAAUUUUGGAAGAACUUGUACGUCUACGACAUGAGAAAGCUCAGCUAUUAGGCUAUCCCACCCAUGCAGCCUUUGUACUAGACAUGAGGAUGGCUAAGAAGGCAGAAAGUGUUGCAGCUUUUCUUAAGGAUCUGGCUUCCAAGUUACAGCAGCUUCAGGCUGAGGAAUUGAAACUUUUCUUGGAAUACAAGAAGGAGGAAUGUGAGAAGUAUGGGUUCCAGUUUGACAAUACUAUUCGCUACUGGGACCUGAAAUACUACAUGACUAUGUCAGAGGAGAAAAAGUAUGCUGUAGAUCAAAACAAACUCAAGGAAUACUUUCCUAUGCGAGUGGUCACAGAUGGAUUACUGGCCAUCUACCAGGAGCUUCUCAGUCUAAAGUUUGAGAAGAUAGAGGGCGCUCCAGCAUGGCAUGAAGAUGUAACCAUGUACAAAGUAAUCUGUAACAACUCCGGAGAACUGUUGGGAUACUUUUAUCUUGAUCUUUUCCCCAGAGAGGGGAAGUAUGGCCAUGCAGCAUGCUUUGGACUCCAGCCUGGCUGUUUACAAUCUGAUGGCAAUAGACAGGUUGCUGUAGCUGCAAUGGUGGCAAACUUCACCAAACCCACCGAGGACAAACCGUCUCUACUCACCCAUGACGAGGUUGAGACUUACUUCCAUGAGUUUGGUCAUGUUAUGCAUCAGAUCUGUGCACUGACAGAUUUUGCAAUGUUCAGUGGUACCCAUGUGGAGCGUGACUUUGUUGAAGCUCCAUCCCAGAUGUUGGAGAACUGGUGUUGGGAGAAGGAACCAUUGUCCCGGAUGUCCUCCCACUAUAAGGACGGCAGUGCCAUUCCCGAAGAUCUGCUGAGCAAACUCCUACAAAGUCGUAUUGCCAAUGCAGGAGUUUUCAACCUCCGCCAGAUUUUACUGGGUACUUUUGACCAGACCAUACACACUCAGGCUCAGGCUGACACAGCUUCCGUGUUUGCUAAGCUAUCUAAGGAGAUUCUAGGUAUCGAGUCAACACAGGGAACCAAUAUGCCUGCCUCGUUCGGCCACCUGGCUGGGGGAUACGAUGCCCAGUACUACGGAUAUCUGUGGAGCGAAGUUUUCUGUAUGGAUAUGUUUUACUCACGAUUCCGGAAGGAGGGAAUCAUGAGCCCAAAGGUCGGAGGUGACUACAAGAAAUAUAUUCUACGCCCUGGAGGUUCCAUUGAUGCUGCUGAUAUGCUGCGGAACUUCCUUGGACGAGAUCCCACACAAGAGGCCUUCUUAAUCAGUAAGGGUCUCCAGACCUCAUCAAACCUGUAACUUAUCAAUCUACACUCAACAUUGUAGGCUUUGAAAAUCAGGGAUUCCUCAGCAUAGAAUAUUUAUUGCAAUGCGUUAAAAUCACAGAACAUAUUACUAAAGAAUGCUAAUACAUUGUAUGUUAACAAGGGCAACAGUAAUUUCUUGGAAUAUUAUAUGUAUAUUAUAGGUAUACUGUAAUGACCUAAUGUUAGGAAAAAUUACAUUGUAGUAUGUACUAUUAUCAGACAAGCUUGUUAGCAUUUCACAUUAAGUAGUAUUAAAUGUGGAUCAGACAGAUUUUUUACUUAUCCAAGUGACAAUAAAAUGUGAAUCUUGCAGAUUUGUACUUAUCCAAGUUACAUGGGAAUGUGAUUUGGCAGAUUUGUGCUUAUUCAAGUAUUAUACAUUGUAAUGUGAAGCUGCCAGAUUUGUACUCCAAGUGACAAUAAAAUGUGAUCAGGCAGAUUUGUGCUGAUCCAAUCACAUUGUAAUAUUAAAAAAAAAGAAUUUAGCUUAUCCAAGUUGCAUUGUAAUGUGAAUCAGGCAGAUUUGUGAUCGAAGUAAUUACAUGUUAUUUGAACCAAAAAAUUUGAAAAUAAGUUGUAAUCUUUUUAUUUUGAUUAAAAUAUGAAUGCAUAAUAAUGUUUUUAUAUCAAAUGAGUAUGGCCAUUCACAAUACUGUUUUGUUCCAUUUCAUUAAUGUUGUGAUCAUGUUAUCUUUAUAUCUGAGGGUAUGGUGAAUCUUUGAUACAACCGCUUCACAAGCACUGUUAUAAACAGUACCUUCAAUAACUACAGAUUUUUUUUUUUUUCAUUAUUGAUAAUUUAAUUGUGUCAAUCACAUAACUAAUGUAGAAGUGUGACAAAGGUCCUUGAUGAAAACUAACACAAUAAACAACAUAUAAGGUACAAGAUUCAUUCUUAAAAAAGUUUGACAUUUUCCCAAUUUUGCCGGAUCUCAUUCAUUGCAUUUUGGGUCAACAUAUAGGCGGAAUAUAAAUCAAGGUUUCUGUAAUUUUAUAUACCAGUAAAUGUCUCAUAUGUUGCCCAGUUUGGAAUUUUAUAAUGUUGUCGCAUCAACAAUAUAUAUUUCUUGAUAAGCAAUAUACGCUAAUUUAUUCGCAGUCAGAGUUAAACUGAUCACAUAGUUAUGACAAAUAGGAAAGUAGCAGGUUUUCUUCCUAAAACAACAUUAUAUUUGAGAAAAAUUUGAUUACUACAGUACAUACUGUACUUAAAUGUACAAAUGUAUGUUAAUUUUAUUUUCUUAUUUCCCUAAAUAGACUUUAUGUCACCACUAGAAAUGGAAUAUAUGCUCUUAAUAGAGAAGUACAUCUGUGAGUGAGAUAUAAAACACUGCUUAUAACCAUGUCAUUACUGUUUUAAUGACUCAUAUUAAUUAUUUUGUUAAACACGAGAAUGCUCAACACGAGAAUGCUCGUGAUAAUAUAAGAUCUCUAUUUAUACAUGUAAGUCUGUGUGAAGUCUGUGUGAAUGCAAGUUAAGUGCUAUACAAAUCAUUUUUCUUUGAUCUGUAAUAAACAUGAUUAUUUCAUUUA